AUGACAAGUUAAAUUGUUUAACUGACAUUUAUGUAAUUUUACAAAUUCAACAAAAAAAUAUUUAGAAAUUCUCGAGUGAUAAGCUACCUACAUACAUCCAUAAAAUGUUUCGUAAUUUAAGAAAACUGAAAACUCCGUUGCGAAGUAUCAUACGGCUUCACAGUGAUGUUUAUGUAUGUCCAGAAAAGACUUCUUGUAAGGAAAGACCGAAGCCAAUGACGGUUGAGGAGGCAUUUAUAAAAUAUUGCAUCAUACCGGAUGUGAUAUGCGAUGUUCCAAGAGCAUUUGCAAGAGUGUGUUUUCCUAGUGGUAAAUUCGCUAUCGCAGGGAAUGCGUUGACCCCAACAGAAGUAAAAGACAAGCCAUCCGUUAUUUACAAAGCUGAUGAAGAUUGUUAUUAUUUCUUAUUUAUGGUUGAUCCUGACGCUCCUUGUCGCAGUAAUCCAAAAUUUCGGGAAUGGAAUCAUUGGAUGGUUGGAAACAUCCCUGGCAGAGACAUAAGUAGAGGCCUAACAUUAUACCAGUUUAUUCCCUCGGCCCCUCCAAAAGAUACAGGAUUUCAUCGUUACAUUUUUCUAGUAUAUAUGCAACCGAUGAAGUAUUCUUUUAGCGAUGUUGAGAAAUUGACCAAUACAUCAGCUGAUGGACGAGGUAAUUUUUCUGUUAGAGAUUUCGCAUAUUGUUAUUCAUUGGGAAAACCUAUAGCAGGAAACUUCUAUGUCGCCAAAUACGAUUCUCAUGUGGAUAAAGUGUAUGCCUCGUUGGGUGUCAAGUAAAUUCUAAACUUCAGACUUGUUAAACCGUUUUCGGACAUGUUUUGGAUCAAUACAAAUGUAUACCUAAUUAUAAAGUAAUAAACUAUUUU
Molecule: messenger RNA, 865 nt
Organism: Agrilus planipennis (emerald ash borer)
Lineage: Eukaryota; Metazoa; Arthropoda; Insecta; Coleoptera; Buprestidae
Product: protein D2-like
Exons: 5
Coding region: 105-776 (223 amino acids)
Source: RefSeq, a predicted model, not a curated record